UUUUGAAACCGUAUCGUAUUGGCCAAAUCAGUUCCCUCGAUUUGCCCGACAGAGACGAGGGUUUGAAGAAGGGAGAUCCAUGGAGGGAAGCGAGAGCGAUGUGGUGUUUGGAGCCUUCGACGUCAAUCCGCAGCUAUUCCUCAACGAAGUACUCAACGCCGUCGACGGCAAGUCCGAUUCCGCCUUCGAUUUGUGUCUCCAGCAAGCAACAGAAAUCGUCCGCAGUGGCGCCGAUCAGUCCGAAGAGUUGGUCAGGGGUGUUUCUUCCCUUCAAUACUUGAUGAAAGGAGUUUUAGACAAGCGUAUGAGCAUGUGGGAGAAGUACUGCCUUCAAACCUGUUUUUCUGUUCCAGAUGGAUUUGUGUUGCCCAAUUCUAAAGAAUCGGUUGUCACGCUGCUUCGGGAAUGCUGCCCUGACGAUGAGCUUGAUUCUGAAAUAUACUCUUUAAGAAACAAACUUGCAGCUGCUGGGAGGGAAUUCAAUGGACUUGGUAGAGAGAUGAGUUUGUUGGAGCAGAAGUCAACUGCUAGCAAAAAUUUCAAUGCUACUGUGGCUGAAGUGCAACACAUGCUUGAGGAACCCUCUGUGCAUCAAAUGUUUCAAGAGUUAGCAGAAACUGCAUCCAAACUGCAAAAAAAAGUGGCAGAAAUGCAUCGUGAGAGGUCCAACAACAUGAAGAUGCCAAGUUUUUCCAGCCAAGAGAAUCACAUGGUUCCUUACAAAGGGCUGCCUGCAAAAAUUGAAGAUAUUCAAGAGAUCGUAAGCAUUCUGAACACUCAGUCAUAGAUUUUCUGAUGUGCCUGUUUGAACCUAACAUAUGCAUCCUAAUGCUUGUUUUAGAUUUUGCAACAUCUCAGAAAGUGAUCUAACGUGUUACUGACUUUUUAUCUCAAGCAGUUACUAUUGUUCCUAGUCGGCAUUAAACUUGAUGAUUAUGAGAAAAUCCCAUUGUAUCAUUUUCUCUCCUAA
This is a messenger RNA of Zingiber officinale, 970 nucleotides long. RefSeq names its product protein MIS12 homolog. The transcript is spliced from 7 exons. Gene Ontology annotation, cellular component: chromosome, centromeric region; nucleus. The record is from RefSeq and is a predicted model, not a curated record. NCBI's taxonomy places the organism in Eukaryota, Viridiplantae, Streptophyta, Magnoliopsida, Zingiberales, Zingiberaceae. Gene Ontology annotation, biological process: kinetochore assembly; mitotic sister chromatid segregation; mitotic cell cycle. The coding region runs from base 80 to 787 and encodes 235 amino acids.